AUGGAUCCCGUGAGACUAUUCUCCGAUACCUUCGGUGUAGACUAUUCCGCCGCAGCGUACCUCGUCGGCGCGCUUUCGUCCAUCCCCGUCGCGUACCUUCACCGGUUUAUCGGCCCUCCCGCGCUCCGCCAUGUAUACGCCGCAGUUUCCGGGGUGCUUCUAUCGUUAAUCUCCUUCACUCCCGACGUGCUGCUGCAUUUCAUCCUCGCAGCGGCCUUCACACUCGUCGUCAUGCGAACGCAGCGAAGCAUCUGCGGACUGGUUACCUUCAUUGGUACAUUCGCACAUCUCAUCGCAUGCCACGUCAUCUUCAUGAGCGACGACGCGCGGAGAACGGGCCGCGUGGACUUCACGGGGACUCUAACGAUCGUGGCGAUUAAGCUGACGUCACUCGCCAUGGACUACCAGGACGGCCGUAAAGCCCUAAAGGACGACGCGAAGCGCGCGAAAGACGGCGAGAAACCCGAGAGCGAGCAGCCGUCGCGCGAUGAUCGGAGAAAGGCGGAGAAGCGGGCGAGAGUGAUUAGAAAAAUGCCGUCGCUGGUGGAGUUUCUGGGGUAUCUUUUCUGCUGCGGGCAGCAUCUGCUUGGGCCGUGGUUCGACUAUCAAUCCUACGACGACUGGACGCACCGCCGCGGGGUGUGGUCCCCGUCGGUGCGCUCCCCCUCGCCCAUCCCGCCCUUCCUCCGCGUGCUCGUCCAAGGCUUAUUGGCAGCAGCCGUCUUCCUCCUCAUCUUCCCGCACCUCGACCUCUCCCUCGCCACCGACCCGGCGCGCUUCUUCGCGCUGCCCUUCCUGCGGCGCCUGCUGCUGGUGUUCCACGCCACGCUCGUGGCGGCGUCAGGUGCCGAGCGACAGGUGGCAUCGUGGGAUAGGGCGCGCAACGUGAAUAUCCUCGGCAUGGAGCUCGCGAGCACGGGCGCUGACGUGGCAAAGAACUGGAACAUCUCCUUCAGCACGUGGCUGCGCAUCUACGUGUAUGAACGGCUGGAGUCAAUGCCAAGGAAGAGUGCACUAUUCAACCUGCUCUUCACCUUCUUCAUCAGCGCCAUUUCGCAUGGUUUGAACCCAGGGGAUCUGAUAGGCUUCGCCCACUGGGCGCUCAUGAUAGCGGGGUCGCGAGUCAUCUACCGCUGGUCGCGGCCUCUAGCCCAGGGCUCGCUGCCUCGCCACGCUGCCUCGCUGCUGCACUUCCUCUACGUGCUGCUCUGCAUCAACUACGCUGGCUUUGGCUUCAGUGUGAGUGCUUGUGCAUCUUGA
Messenger RNA from Closterium sp. Naga37s-1, 1260 nucleotides. The record is from the annotation of a GenBank genome assembly. Lineage: Eukaryota; Viridiplantae; Streptophyta; Zygnematophyceae; Desmidiales; Closteriaceae.